Chelonus insularis is the source of this 760-nucleotide messenger RNA. It is a transcript of the gene RNASEK, whose product is annotated as Ribonuclease kappa. Gene Ontology annotation, biological process: nucleic acid metabolic process. The record is from RefSeq and is a predicted model, not a curated record. NCBI's taxonomy places the organism in Eukaryota, Metazoa, Arthropoda, Insecta, Hymenoptera, Braconidae. Gene Ontology annotation, molecular function: RNA endonuclease activity. The transcript has 2 exons. The coding region runs from base 6 to 299 and encodes 97 amino acids.
UCAAAAUGAAAGUUUGUGGUCCAAAAUAUGCCCUGUGUGGCCUCAUUUUAUCUACUUGGGGAAUAAUUCAGCUGCUCCUCAUGGGAAUAUUUUUCUAUAUAAAAAGUGUAGCUUUAAUCGAAGAUAUCUCUCUAGAAGGACUGGAAAUUUCAACUCCAGAAGAGUUUUAUACUCACGUUGAUUCAGGAUAUACUCAAAAUGCCUACAAUUGUUGGAUAGCUGCCUGUCUCUACGUUUUUACCUUCCUAUUUUCUGGUCAUCAAUUUUAUGUUAAUUCAAGAACAUCAUUAAGUGUUUAAAAUUUCAUCAUUUAGCUUCUUUGUAAUUAUCAAAUCCUCCUAAUUACCAUGAAAAUAUAAAUUCUUCGUCUAGUGAUACUAUUGAGGUAAAACUAAUUUUAACGCAUCAAUUUUAGAUUAUAUUUUUUUGAAAAUUUGAAAAUAUUAAUCAGAAUAAUUAUUUGUUAGCAAAAAGAAAAUGAGAAAGUAAAAAGCUGAGUGAGCAAGUUAUUUUAUCAUGUAUAAAAAGUGUUUUUAUCUAUGUAAAUGGUUAUCAUUCUAUUUGAAGAGUCUAUCCAAUUAUUAUUUAUAUAUUUUAACUUGAAAUAAUUUUUAUGAAUUCACUAUAAUUAUUUAUUUGCCAAUUGAUCUGUUAAGUAAAAUGUUAUGCGUUUUAAAUACGAAAAUGCAAAUAAAAAUCAUAAAGAUUUCUUUGAAGCAUUCCAUAUUAUUUGUAAAUUUUAAAAAUAGACCAUGUAAGU